Periophthalmus magnuspinnatus is the source of this 4991-nucleotide messenger RNA. It is a transcript of the gene lamc2, whose product is annotated as laminin, gamma 2. Lineage: Eukaryota; Metazoa; Chordata; Actinopteri; Gobiiformes; Gobiidae. Bases 102 to 3245 code for a protein of 1047 amino acids. The record is from RefSeq and is a predicted model, not a curated record. Gene Ontology annotation, molecular function: extracellular matrix structural constituent. The transcript has 21 exons.
GUCGGACAGGAGCAGGGCAGGAGUGGGGCCGUACUAAAGACUGUGCACCAGGACUGUCUCUUCAUUUGGGUCCUAGUCCUGAAGCCUACCUGAUUCGGACCAUGGGACUAUCUUUAGUGUACCUGUGCGGAGUGCUAGCCUUGAUCUGUGGCACCCAGGCCACCUACUCCUCUCACUCAUUGCGGUGUGACUGCAGGGGGCACUCUCAGUACUGCCUGCGUGAUGCCUUAGGACUGCGCUGUGUGAACUGUCAAGGCAAUACAGAGGGCCGCAACUGUGAGCGCUGUCGAGCAGGUUUCUACCUCCAGGAGAACCAGAGGAGCUGCUCACCUUGCUUCUGCCACCCAGCAGGUUCUGUGAGCUCUCAGUGUGACAGCAGGGGUCAUUGUAGCUGUAAACAGGGAUUCACUGGAGACAAGUGUGAGCUCUGUGAAGAUGGACAGAAGAUCGGAGCAGACGGGUGCACACGCAGUCGUCAGCAAAGACAGGAUUCUGGGAGUUGGAGUCCUUCUUGCUUCUGCUUCGGUCACAGCUCUGAGUGCUCCGUACAGCCGGGAUACCACGUCUACAACAUCAGCUCCACCUUCUCUGACGGUCUGGACGGCUGGAGGGCUGCCACAUUGGACGGACUCACCCCGAGGAAUGUGUACUUCCGCUGGUCACCGAGACACGGAGAUGUUGAGGUCAUCUCCUCCAACAGCCAGCCUGUCUAUCUUUAUGCACCAGCCCGUUUCCUUGGUGACCAGUUGAACAGUUAUGGACAGAACAUGUCCUUCUCUCUGCGUUUGGACAGAGGAGUGAGACACCCAUCACUCAGCGACAUCAUCCUCGAGGGGGCGGGCCUUAGUGUAUCUACUUCGUUAGGAGACAUGAGACACAGCGUCCCCUGUGGACAGAAGAUACAUUACACUUUCAGGCUGGAGGAGAGUCUCUGGAGUCCUCAGCUCAGCUCCUUCUCCUUCCAGACUCUGCUGCAGAACCUGACGGCCAUCAAGAUCAGGGCCACCUUCGGACACAACGGUCGGGGGUACCUGGAUAAUGUGACCCUGGUGUCUGCCCGUCCCGGCCUGGGUGCAGUGCCUGCAGGGUGGGUGCGGAGCUGCCGAUGCCCCCCUGGUAUGGAGGGGGCACAGUGUGAGCGCUGUGCAGCCGGGUACAGGCGCUCGGAGCCCAGCCGCGGGGCCUUCAGUGCCUGUGAGCCGUGCCAGUGUCCCAAAGGCAGCUGUGAUGCUCAGACCGGAGAGUGUCUGUCCUCUGACGACAACAACCAGGGCUGCUCCACCGGAUACUCAGGUCCUGGUUGUACAGAGUGUGCAGAGGGCUUUUAUAGGGAGACAGUGCGAGGAGACGGCUUCCCUGCUCCAUGUCAGCCUUGUGCCUGUGACCGACAGGGGGCAGUCUCCCCUCAGUGUGACUCCUCUGGGACCUGUGUGUGCAGACCUGGGUUUGAGGGGCCGAAGUGUACCAACUCUGAGUGCCCGUCCUGCUUCAGCCCUGUCACUGCACGGUUGUAUCAGUUUGCACUGAAAGUGCAGGAGCUCCAGUCCCUGUUCUCUGGUCCAAACCAGGGCCUGGCUCAUGCUGAGGCCAUGGAGGCAGCGCUCCGAUCCGCCCAAAGGCAGUUAGAGGAACUGCAGGACGACCACCAGUUAGCGAAAGAUGCAGAGAGGCGUCUGGACAAGCGUCUGACCUCCCUGGGCACAGAGCAGCAGAGCCUGGGACAGGACCUGUCCCGAGUGUCCCUCAGUGUGCAGGAUGUCCAGGACAGACAGGAGACAUAUGGAGAUAAAGUGGACACCAUAGAGGACAUGAUAGUGGAUAUGAAGAGGCUACUCCAGCAGGCCCAGAGCAAACUCACAGCUGUGGAGCGCCCUCAGGCGGACUCUCCCUCAGACUACUCUUCAGACUCUCCCUCAGACUACCCCUCAGACUCUCCCUCGGAAACAAACCCAUUCUCCCCUCUGCUCCAGAAGGCUCUGGACCUGCUCCAGAUUCACCAGUCAGACGCCUCAUCCAUUGCAGAGGAUUCUUCUGGAGCUCUGAAGGACUCAGAGCAGAGUGCGGCCCUGCUCCAGACCAUGCUGGACCGAGAGGGGAAUGUCCAGAAGAUCACCCAGAACCUCCAGAACUCGUUUGACCAGAUCUCUUCUGAGGUGAAGACCCUGGAAACACAGGCUCCUCAGAUCAGCUCUAAUGCUAGAGACCAGAGCAAGAAGGCCGCCACUCUCCUGCAGGACAUCCUGAAGACAGAGAAGCAGCUGCCUGCACCAUUUAAGGUGGAUGACAUGUUGUCCAAGUUGGACGUCCUAAAGACAGAUGCAGAUGGGAGCCUGAAGGAUCUCGAUACACUUAGAGCGACAAUGGACCAAGAGCAGGCCAGAGCCAAAAAGCUACUGGACGCAGGGAAGAUUGCCCAAGAGACUUUUGAUGGACUGGUGAGCAGAGUGGACCAGGCCAAGUUGGACACAGAGGACGCACUGAGGAGGAUCAACAGCAACACUGACCAGCUGCAGGACUCACUCAACACGCUCAAAGGGUUUGAGCAGCAGAUGGAUCAAGCCAAAGCCCUAUCGGACGCUGCCAUUGGUCGACUGCCCGCCAUCGACGCCACCGUCCAAUCCGCAAAGAGAGACAAUGUCGCCACUCUGGCCCUGAUGGACGGGGUCUCGGACCAGUUGAAUCUGGCCGGAGAGACACGCGACCAGCUGAAAGACGCGAUGGACAGAGUACAGAACAUUUGGAGUUCAGUCCCUCCCACCUCUGGACUUCUGGACAAGGCUUCGCUCCUCCGUACCCAGGCUGAGCAGCUCCUGGCGGGUUCCUCCUCCACAGCAGGAGAGGUGAAGAAGGAGCUAGAUGAGGCGAGGACGCUGAACCGGGAGGCCGCUCAGGGAGCGAAGGAUGCUCAGGUAGCGCUAGAAAACACCCAGAAGAGUGGGGACGCAGUGAGGAAGACGCUACGAGACGUCCUCAACAUGAUCAACGGCCUGAAUGUGUCCGAACCCGUGGACCUGUCCCGACUGGAGAGUGUGGAGGCGUCCCUGGGGGCCGCUCAGAGGAACAUCAACCUGAAUCUGGUGCCCCGCCUGGAGCAGCUGCAGAACAAGGAGCAGGCCCACAGACGCUACCUGAUGAGCCUGGAUCGGGACAUAUCCACCAUCCUGAAGGACAUCAAGAACAUCGAGGAUAUUUUACGCUCCGUGCCCAUGGGCUGCUACAACAACGCCCCGCUGGAGGAGGCCUGAGCACACAUGCAGGUCAACCAAACGGACGCCAGAUUUGGGAUGGGAAAUAUGGCCAAAAAUCAUUUUGUUUUUCUUAGAAUCUAGGGCACAUUUUUCAGAUUUCAGAUACACUUGGUGAUUUUGUUUGUUUUCAUGUAGGAGGUAAAAAGGCUUGUUCUUAAAGUUCAUACUUCACUGUCAUUGGUUACUCCAGUGGUGGAAGAAGUACUCAAUUUUGUUACUUAAGUAAAAUACAGAUAUAGGAGCAAAAAAUGCACUCAAGUAAAAAUAUUACAUGGAAAAAUCUACUUAAGUGAAAGUAUACAGUAAAAAGUAAAAAUAUUUUGGACAGAUUUUGAAAUCUGAGAUUAAAGUGUCAAAUGUAGUGAUUUUGAUAAGAAACAGAGACUUUUUUUUUUUUUGUAUUUUGUUCCUCAAACUAUGAAUGUGUUAAAAAUAAACCAUUUCAGCAGGGCUCAAAUUAAUCAGAAAAAAUACUUAAAAAAAAGUGAAAGUACUGUACUUGCUCUUAAAUGUAGUCAAGUAAAAGUAAAAAGCAUGCACUUUCAAAUGUACUUUAGUAAAAUACCUAUUUUACUGUACAGUACUUUUACUUUUGUACUUAAUCUGUACCUGAGGAUGCAUCGAUCCAACUUUUCAGUUCCGAUACCGAUUUUGAUACUAUAUUUUUAAGCAUCUGCCGAUACCCGAUAUUAAACGAUACCAGUGCAGAGAUUAAAAAUAACAUUCAUUUCUUUUGAACAAACAUAAAAUAAGACAAACCUGAUCCAAAUGUUUUAUGUAGCUCAAGUAAUUACAGAACAACUGCAUAAAUAAAAGUUCAAACAUUAUGAGACUUUUUGGGCCAGAUACGACCAGUAAAAAGUAUUUUUACAUCAAAGUAAAUGCCCAACCAGUGUAUCAGCUGAACCAAUAUUUGGAAACCGACAUUCAAGCAAAUUUUUCAGUAUCAGCACCAAUAUCCGAUACCAGUAUUGGAUUGGUGUAUCCCUACCUAACCAUCUAAAACAUGACCAACAGGAGGAGCGAGUGUGUGGAUAGAUCUUUUAUUACAGAAAGCAUUAGUUUAGUAUUUUGAACUACUUUUAGAUAGAUAGUCUUUGUAUGUUUUCCAGUUUAGAUAAUACAUUCAUGGAAAACAAGUAAAAGUAAUACAGCCCCUAUACAGAUGCACUGAACUGCAGUGGAGCAGUUUAAAUGAGACUAAAAACAUUAGCUGCUUGGGUCAAAGUUGAGUUGCAAGCACUGAAACAAUCUGAAUGACUCUGAUGAAUGCUUAUAUAAUAUUUAUAAUCAUAUUGCCUCCACAACUCACCCUAGAAGAAACUUAAUGCAUGGAUGGAUAGAUGAAUAUUACAAUAAAAUAUUGUUAAAACUCACCUUAUUGUAAAGUACUUACAGCUAUAUCAAAAGUAAAAUAUAAAAUUCAUUUAUUAUUUAAUGUACAUUGUUUAUCUAUUUACAUGACGUAUGUUUACUGCAAAAACCUUUGUUGUUAUUGUUGUUGUUUUUUAUAAAUAUUAUUCUUUUUUUUCUUUUUUUUACUGAAUUUUGCUAUGGGACUACUGCCCUCUAGUGGCUAUACACUGUCAGUACAUGAGACGGUGUAAUUCCUCAUUCGUCCAGUAGUGGUUCAAUGUUGACCACCGUUUAAACCUUGUCAGUAAACGUAACUAUUAUCCAGUGCAAUAUUUUGGAAGAUGUUAUUUUUUAAUAGAAAAUAAAUAAAUGUCUUGUAUUCUUGUG